Molecule: messenger RNA, 5685 nt
Organism: Bubalus bubalis (water buffalo)
Lineage: Eukaryota; Metazoa; Chordata; Mammalia; Artiodactyla; Bovidae
Gene: RNF216
Product: ring finger protein 216
Exons: 19
Coding region: 372-3152 (926 amino acids)
Molecular function (GO): zinc ion binding
Source: RefSeq, a predicted model, not a curated record
CGCAGGCGCGCGGUGACGCCUCAGCAAGGCCGGAAGGAGCGCAGCGGAGGCCUCGGCGGCGGCGGCGGCGGCGGCGGCGACUAGGCUGUCGCGGCCGCUCCUGCUGACUGGAACCCGCGGCGACAGAAGCCCCAGAGCCUGCCUCGCGAGCCGGCGAGUCGAGUGGCGAUAUCACCAUCAUCCAGUCAUCUGAUCUCAACGUGGAGACAUCAUAUUAUGAGAAGACAUGGUCUAGGGCCUACCUCUUUUGAAGCACAUGGUUUCUCUCAGGAAGACAAAGAAAACAGAUUUUCUUAAGAAGAAAAACCUUGAGUCGGUGGUCGCCAUGUUUAGAUAUUAGCAAGCACAUAGGUGUAUGUCUGUGUUGGAAAAUGGCAGAGGGAAACAGCAAUGAAGAGGUGAUUCACUUAAACAAUUUCCACUGCCACCGGGGACAAGACUGGAUCAAUCUCAGAGAUGGACCCAUCACCAUAUCCGACUCCUCUGAUGAGGAAGGGGUUCCAAUGCUGGUCACCCCAGCUCCUCAGCAACAUGAUGAGGACCUGGAUGAUGAUGUCAUCCUGGCGGAAACAUACAAACCUCAGACAUCACGACCCAAUCUCAUCAAACCAGCUGCCCAAUGGCAAGAUCUCAAAAGAUUGGGAGAAGAAAGGCCUAAAAAAUCUAGAGCAGCCUUUGAAUCAGAUACGAAUGGCUAUUUUCCCGUGUAUAACAGCUCAUUGUUUGGUUCUGGGACACAGGAUGAUUCUGAGGAUGACUACAGUGAAUUUCUAGAUCUUGGGCCUCCUGGAGUUUCUGGAUUCAUGAAGCCAAGUGGCCAAACAGAAAGAGAACCUAAGCCUGGACCAAGUCACAACCAAGCAACCAAUGACCUCAUCAACCCCAGAUCAGAGCAGAAAGUCAUUAUCUUAAAAGAAGGUAAUCUUUUUCCAGAAGCUGAUCCUUUGGACACUCAGAACCAGUCAUCUGAAGAGUCAGAGACAGAGCUUUUAUCAAACCUCGGAGAAUCAUCUGAUAUCCUCGAUGACCAGGCCAUCGAAGAAGACUGCUGGUUAGACCACUCUUACUUCCAGUCUCUGAACCAGCAGCCCCGUGAGGUACCAAGCCAGGUUGUACCUCAGGAGCGGCGUCCAGAAGCAGAGCUGGGCCCAAUGCUGUAUCAGCAUGAACCCCGGGGGUCAGCUUUUCCAGGACCGGCGUUUGCAAGACCAGAGCCCCAGCAGGAUUGGAUUCCAGACCCUGCUUCUCCUCGGCCUGCCCAUCCUCUGGGAGAGCUUGAAGACCAGCAACUAGCAAUAGAUGAUGAAGAACCAGGCCCAGCAUUUCCGCUAGAAGAAACUCGGGAGCCCAAUUUGGGAAACCUUUGGGGGCAAGAAGCUUCUGACGUAGACCAGGAACUCAUUGCACUGUUGGUGAAAGAGACAGAAGUAAGAUUUCCUGAUGUAGCAAAUGGGUAUGUUGAGGAAAUAAUUCAUUUGAAGAAUUACUAUGAUUUGAAUGUACUUUGUAAUUUUCUUCUGGAAAAUCCAGAUUAUCCAAAGAGAGAAGACAGAGUCCUUAUGAAUCCCAGUAGCAGCCUGCUCGCCAGCCAAGAUGAGAUGAAGUUGCCUACAGUAGACUUUUUUGACUAUUCUAAAUUAGCUCCUCUUGACCAGCACUGCUUCAUCCAAGCUGCCGACCUCCUGAUGGCCGACUUCAAAAUGCUUAGCAGUCAGGACAUCAAGUGGGCCCUGCACGAGCUCAAAGGACACUAUGCAAUCACCCGAAAGGCCUUUUCUGACGCCAUUAAAAAAUGGCAGGAGCUAUCGCCAGAAACCAGUGGAAAAAGAAAAAAGAGAAAAGAAAUGAAUCAGUAUUCUUACAUAGAUUUCAAAUUUGAACAAGGUGACAAAAAAAUAGAGAAGAGGAUGUUCUUUCUGGAAAAUAAGCGGCGACAUUGUAGGUCCUAUGACCGGCGUGCCCUCCUUCCAGCUGUGCAGCAGGAGCAGGAGUUCUACGAGCAGAAAAUCAAAGAGAUGGCAGAGCAUGAAGACUUUUUGCUUGCCCUGCAGAUGAAUGAAGAACAGUAUCAAAAGGAUGGCCAGCUGAUUGAGUGCCGCUGCUGCUAUGGGGAGUUCCCAUUCGAGGAGCUGACGCAGUGUGCUGAUGCUCACUUAUUCUGCAAAGAGUGUCUCAUCAGAUACGCCCAAGAGGCAGUCUUUGGAUCUGGAAAGUCAGAGCUCAGCUGCAUGGAGGGCAGCUGCACAUGCUCAUUCCCAGCCAGUGAACUGGAGAAGGUGCUUCCCCAGACCAUCCUGUAUAAAUACUAUGAGCGAAAAGCAGAGGAAGAAGUUGCAGCAGCCUACGCUGAUGAGCUUGUCAGGUGCCCCUCCUGCAGCUUUCCUGCUCUCCUGGACAGUGACGUGAAGAGGUUCAGUUGUCCCAAUCCUCGCUGUCGAAAGGAAACCUGUAGGAAGUGUCAAGGACUCUGGAAAGAGCACAAUGGCCUCACUUGUGAGGAGCUGGCUGAAAAAGAUGACAUCAAGUACCGAACAUCUAUUGAAGAAAAAAUGACUGCCGCCCGCAUUAGGAAAUGCCACAAGUGUGGGACCAGCCUCAUCAAAUCCGAAGGCUGCAACCGCAUGUCCUGCCGCUGCGGUGCCCAGAUGUGCUACCUCUGCCGCGUGUCCAUCAAUGGCUACGACCACUUCUGCCAGCACCCUCGCUCCCCAGGAGCCCCCUGCCAGGAGUGUUCCCGAUGCUCUCUCUGGACCGACCCCACUGAAGAUGAUGAGAAGCUAAUUGAGGAAAUCCAGAAGGAGGCCGAAGAGGAACAGAAAAGAAAGAAUGGAGAGAACACCUUCAAACGCAUCGGGCCCCCCUUGGAGAAGCCCCCUGAGAAAGUGCAGAGGACCGAGGCCCUGCCGAGGCCCGUGCCCCAGAACCUGCACCAGCCGCAGAUACCCGCCUACGCCUUCAUGCACCCGCCCUUCCCCCUGCCGCCAGUCCGGCCCGUGUUCAACAACUUCCCCCUCAACAUGGGCCCCAUCCCGGCACCCUACGUGCCGCCCCUGCCCAAUAUGCGCGUCAACUACGAAUUUGCCCCCAUCCACCUGCCCCUGGAGCACAACCUGCCCAUGCACUUUGGCCCCCAGCCUCGGCAUCGCUUCUGAUGCCUGGGCCCCGCCCCUCCAGGGAGCCCUGUCGAGUGCCUGGCAGCAGAGGCUGGACGUAGAUGCUCCCUCCCACCCCCACCCAGGCCCAUGGCUGUGCCGGGCCUGCCAAGUAGGGGUGGUGGACUUGGCUUUCAGGAGGGUGGGCAGAGUUUCUUCCUGGGAAGGGCCACAGCUCCUUCAAGAGCGACCAGCCGGUGGUGGUACCCUGUGGGUGCCCAUGAGGAUUGGUCUGGCACUCACUGGGCAGAGAUCAGGGGCAGCAAAGCCCUCUUCCUGAAGAGUCCUGCCGUUCUAGCUUCCAGGUGGGAGCCCUGGCUACAGGGCACCCGUCUGUCACUCAUAUCCUCGCGGGAAUAGAUGCAGGGAAAUAUUUACCUCCAUCCCCAGCCCCUGGCAGACAACAGAAGUGUCUCAGUUAAAACCAUGUAAGCCUUCCUCACCACAGCAGUGUGACCCAUAAUAAAGUGAAGUAACAGCGCAGUUUGGAGAGCCACGAGAUUGGACCCGGGUCCAGCAAGCCUGGUUCUCCCGUCCCCCGCUCCGAGGCCUGCCCAGCGUGAGGUGUGCCCCACCGCCCUGACCAGCUGCUCCCAGUGAGGGGGUGACUGAGUAAUGUUCACAAGCCUGGGAACACUACUUGGGGGGGGAGCUGUGGACUGUGUCCCUCAGGCCCCCACUGCCACAGGGGUUCCAGGGUCUCCCCUCUUGGCCAUCGGAUGAGACCACAGGGAGCCACUUCAUGCAAUGGGAUGUUUGUGUUUUAUCUGAAGAAACAUUUGCCGUUCACUCAGUUUUCAGUUUUCCGUGGCCUACUCAAGUUUCCCUCAAUCCCUAUUACCUACCCCAUGCCUGGCAGCUGACGGUGGGGUUCCUGAAAUCUUCGCCAAACACAGGGCCUUUCUGAGCUCGCUGUGACAGCCAGGUGGCUCUCCUUGGAGCCGUGUUUGCCACCCCAGGUUCUCCCCGAAGGUGUGGCGCGGGCGCUGGCUGUCCCCAGGGCCAGGGGACCUGUCCUGAAGUCAGGACUCGUUUGGGACCCCCCGCCAUGCCGCGCAUGGACUUUGGCUGUCCAGCCCCAGCCAGGUGUCAGCCGCGCCCCAGCAGGCGCUUUGCAGCACGUCACCACACUCCAUCCUGCCUGCAGAGCCGCGGCCCCCAUGGGGAUGAACCUGCCUGGCCCCAGUGUUAGCCUCUGUUCUCUGGGUGACACUCCGAUGGCUGUGGGCUCCCAGAGCUCACACACACAGACCUCGGUGCAGCGGACAUGUUCCAUGUCUGGGCACCCUCUGCCACCAGCCUCAGCUGUUUUUCAGAGAUUAAGCUGGAGAGGAGAUGAGGCUGAGUUGUGCGUCCUUGCUCUUUUCUCCAGAUCUGGGCUUGAGGGGUGCGGGUGCCUGAAGAGAGGCCACACCCGCUGUCUGCUGCCAGGAGGCCCGCCCUGCCCAACCCUGCCCCCGCCCCUCAGGUGCAGCUGCAGGGUUUCUUCCUGUGCCUGGAAGACAUGUUCCGCCCCCCUGCUCCCCACAGGAGGGCUCUGAGAGCCAGGAGCUGCCAACAGGUGUCCCCAGGUGCUGCCUGCCUGCUCAGCUGGUGACAGUCUCAACCCAGCCCACCAGAACCUUCUAGGUCUCUGACCCAAUUCAUCAUCCAACGAGGGAGCCAGCUUCCACCUUGGCCCUGCGACCCAGGGUACAUGGCUCCAGGGAGGGCCUGGGGCAGCGGCAAGGACAGACAGACCUCAGGCAGGUAUGUGCCCGACACUGGCCCAGUGACUGCCCUAGGACCUGGCACGUAGAGGUCACCUGGCACAGGGAGACCAGAAUGAUGGUCCCUUCAAGGCCAAUCCCAAGGCUCGUCUUCUAAGACGAGUUCUGGCAGUUCAUAGCCACACAGGGCAGCUAGGGAACCACUCCUUCCUCUCUGAGCCAAGGGCACCCAAUUUCCAGUGUUCGUUCUCCAGCCAGCGUGUGGAGUGGCUGGCAGGUCAGCGGUCAUAGCGCCGUCACCAGGCGUAAGUCCCCGCGUGUCUGUGAAAUGAGCCUGUGUGUGUCCACAUGUCCUGGAGGCAGCACCUGGGUCUCAGUCUCCUGGAGAAGUGGUCUGUCCUAGUGAUGGGGUGGGGGCAGAGAUGGGACAGCCUCAUCUGACAAGACAGUCAGUGGCCUCCAGACACUAACGCCAGGACACCCACAGAGAUGAGCCCCUGUCUGGGGACAGCAGUCCCGGAGGCAGCCAGCACCUUCCCCUCUGGGCUGCUGGGCUUGCUCCCCGGAGUGAAAGACUGCCCAGUGGCAGUCCUGUUCUUGCCUUAAAACUGGAGAGAGGAAUCUAGUAUUUGCACUUAGCAAAAAGUUUUAAAACAAGUGUGCAUGACCAGUCACAUUGUAUAAAAACAGCAAAAAUGAUUAGUUUAUUACAUUUUUUUUUCUUUCUGGUAGUAAAAAUACAUAAUUGUUUAAACUACUGUGUGUAAAAAGCUUGUAUCAUAUGUAACUUGUUUUUUUUGUAAAUAGAUGUUUGUGCAGACUGC